This is a messenger RNA of Rotaria sp. Silwood1, 783 nucleotides long. The record is from the annotation of a GenBank genome assembly. Lineage: Eukaryota; Metazoa; Rotifera; Eurotatoria; Philodinida; Philodinidae.
AUGUUAUAUUUAAAUAAGCAAUUUCUUUCGAAAAUAUAUUUAGUUUAUUAUCAACAACAUUCUGAAUAUCCGAUAGGUAUGAAUAAACAUCAAUUUCAUGAUUCAGGUAUUGUUGAUGAAGGUCUAUCUGAUGAAACUGGUUCUAUAGAAGAUGAUUCAAAUCAACAAGAUAAUCAUUCUGAUAUAAAUGAUAUACCAAAAAAACCAAAUCAAUCAUAUCUUGAAAUAAUUGCAGAAGCUAUAUUAAAAGCACCUAAUCGUAUGAUGCAAUUAUAUGAAAUUUAUAAUUAUUUUCAACGAAAAUAUCGAUAUUUUGCUGAAGAUAUUAAUAAAUCAUGGAAAAAUAGUGUACGACAUAAUUUAUCAUUAAAUGAUUGUUUUAUUAAAGCAGGACGUGGAUCAAAUGGCAAAGGACAUUAUUGGCGUAUUCAUGAAUUAGCUGAAAAAGAAUUUGAACAAGGUCGUUUUCGUCGUCGUCGUUAUCGUCAACAAAUGCGACAAUUACAAAUGCAUUCUCAAACAUAUGAUACACAAUCAAUGUCAUCAUAUUAUCCUUCAACAUCAUAUUAUAUGUGUUCACCACCACCAUCAUAUCAUAGUAUAUAUCCAACUUCAAAUAAUUCAUCUGAAAAUCAUUUAAUUUCUUCAUCGGAAACCUUAGGAACAAUGUCAAAUUCAUAUCCAUUAUAUGAUCCAUAUUCAUCAUCGUAUUAUACAACAAAUUAUCAUCAUCAUCCGAUGGCUUUGUCAUAUACAAGUCAAAAUGAAUCAGCAUCUUUUUGA